Messenger RNA from Globicephala melas (long-finned pilot whale), 318 nucleotides. RefSeq names its product histone H4. Gene Ontology annotation, molecular function: DNA binding; protein heterodimerization activity; structural constituent of chromatin. Gene Ontology annotation, cellular component: nucleosome. The record is from RefSeq and is a predicted model, not a curated record. Lineage: Eukaryota; Metazoa; Chordata; Mammalia; Artiodactyla; Delphinidae. Gene Ontology annotation, biological process: nucleosome assembly.
UUAGUGAUGUCUGGACGUGGCAAAGGCGGGAAGGGCUUGGGUAAAGGAGGCGCCAAGCGCCACCGCAAAGUCCUGCGGGAUAACAUUCAAGGGAUCACAAAACCUGCAAUCCGUCGCCUGGCUCGUCGCGGUGGAGUAAAGCGCAUCUCAGGUCUUAUUUAUGAGGAGACCCGCGGGGUUCUGAAAGUGUUUCUGGAGAACGUAAUUCGGGACGCGGUCACCUAUACCGAGCACGCCAAGCGCAAGACUGUCACGGCCAUGGACGUGGUCUACGCGCUCAAGCGCCAGGGACGCACUCUCUACGGAUUUGGCGGUUAA